AUGCGUUUGACCUAUGUUGCUUUGCCACCAGAUAAUAAACUCAUCAAGGGUAUUAUUGUCAUCGUUCCAGAUGCAUUUGGAUGGGAGUUUGUGAACAACAGGCUUCUUGCUGAUCAAUAUACCUUGAAUGGCGAUUUUUUGGUCUACCUUCCAGAUUUCAUGGAUGGUAGACCGGCCCCUGUAUGGCUUCUUGACAUCGUGGGUCCGCUGACUGAUACAGCUAUAAGUUGGAACUGGAUAUGGAAGCCCUGGUACCUCGCGCAGACCAUAUACGGAAUGGCGCCCUUCUUCUACUACAACGGCUUGGCAGCUUCAUGGCCAAGAAUUCGGUCCUUUUUCGAGGCCCUCCGUUUGCACGAGGGUCCUCAGCGACGCAUCGGAGCCGCAGGAUUCUGCUGGGGCGGUAAACCUGUGUUGACUCUGGCGCAUCCAGAAUCUAUAACCAAAGGCGGCAUACCGCUUGUUGAUGCUGUUUUCACAGGCCACCCAAGCGGCAUGUCGCUGCCCGGAGACGCAGAUACAAUUAUCAAGCCUGUUUCUGUUGCUAUCGGAGACAGGGAUAUUGUCACAUCUAUGUCUCAGGUCAAUGUGAUGAAAGAGGCUUGGAAGAAUCUGAAAACUCCUACAGAGGUGGUAGUAUAUCCUGGAGCCGGGCACGGAUUCUGCGUGCGGGUGGAUGACAAGAACGAGAAUCUGUUUCAACAGAGCAAGGAGGUAGAAAAACAGGCUUUGGAUUGGUUUGCGACGUAUUUCGGUCAAGUCAAGGGACUUUUGUGCGACACGGCUGAGAAAGUUGGGCUAGACCGUUUGGACCAACUUUGCAGCCCUUCUGAAUAUGCGACAAGGCAUACCAUAUCCAUUCAGCGUCGCACGCAGUGCUUUAGCACCAACGAUCGACGCAAGAAAGCGCUAAGAGCUUGUGAUAGAUGUCGAUUAAGAAAGACCAAGUGCAGUGGAUUCCCACCAUGCACAAGGUGCCAGCGCGAUGGCUUUGUCUGCACCACCGAAAACGAACCAAAGAAAGAAUUUAGGCGACUGUCGUCAGGAUAUACAGAAGUGUCUCAGACGAGGGACGCUGCUUUCACAGCUACCAUUCAAAGGCUUUACCUCAUGGUGCGCAAUGGAGAAACAUGGGACUUUGAUGAACCUGAGUUGGACGAUCGUGGUGAGCUCAUAGUUCACGAUAUCGUUCAUAAACUAGGUUACACGCUACCGAGCACUGAAGCCGAGUCACCAACACCCUCCAUGGUCUCAGAAGAUGAAGACAAAUCGGAAGAGGGUCCAAUUCGACACAAGAACGAACACAAAGUACACGUCCUUAAGCAGGAGGCCGUGGUACCGGAUACCGGGUUACCCACGCCUUGCCAAGCUGAGCAAUCGCCACCGGAACACUAUCUCGAUACGCUUACAGAUGGUUCGAAUGCAUCAAUGGAUCGCUGUCUUAGUAGUGACAACCUGAGUACUUCAUCACAGCACUGGAUCGAUGGUUUCUAUAUGGACUUUUCAGCGCCGAUCUGGGGGACAGAUAUGAUGACUUUGCAUUGGCCGCAAUCGGAUUUAGUAUCCGAGGCCUCCAGCGAGGCUGUGUCAGCUAACAAUCCCCUGCUGUUCCAACCAUUGCCUUUCAAUGUGUGUGGAGGAUCUAAUGGUAUGAGCUAUUCCUGA
Fusarium subglutinans is the source of this 1665-nucleotide messenger RNA. Its product is annotated as dienelactone hydrolase family. The transcript has 7 exons. Lineage: Eukaryota; Fungi; Ascomycota; Sordariomycetes; Hypocreales; Nectriaceae. Gene Ontology annotation, molecular function: hydrolase activity; zinc ion binding; DNA-binding transcription factor activity, RNA polymerase II-specific. Gene Ontology annotation, biological process: regulation of DNA-templated transcription. Bases 1 to 1665 code for a protein of 554 amino acids. The record is from RefSeq and is a predicted model, not a curated record.